UUAUUCACAGUUUUAGGACUAUUCGUUCGCAAUUUUGUCUUUCCAAGCAAAUUAAUCGCCCUUUUCAGCGACCUAUCUCGCAAAACAUGAAACCCUGUUCCGCAGACGACAAGCUUUGCUAGCGCGCGUUGCGCGUUCGGUCGUGGAAUCAUUGGAAUGCUGGGUAGUCCGGGCUGUCCGGGCGCCUGCGCACCAUUCGCAGAACGCCUCCCAGAUAUGAAUGAUUCUUCAAGUUAUGGCAACGUUGUGUCUACAAUGAUUGAAAAGUUUAACACCAUUUACUCCAAAAAUACCCCUGAGAAUGGGUACCCACAAAUGUAUACAGAGGAUCACUAUGCAAGCGACAACCGACCAAGAGAAAAUGGAAUGGAAGACUGCGGACCAGGUGUAAACCGAUCCACCAAAACCUUCAAGCCAAAGAAAAGUCUUCCAGAUGAGAGCUACCAGUGUGAUUUGAUGAAAUAUUCUUCUGAUACUCUUGGUUCUGGUGACCUGAGAUUGGCUGUUCAACUACCUGAGGGAGGAGAUCUUAAUGAAUGGGUGGCUUCAAACACGGUAGAUUUUUCCAAUCAGAUCAACAUGCUCUAUGGAACACUGACAGAGUUUUGUACAGAGGAUGGGUGUCCAAUCAUGUCUGCUGGACCAAAGUAUGAGUACCACUGGGCUGAUGGCCACACUGUGAAGAAACCCAUCAAGUGCUCUGCUCCAAAGUACAUUGAUUACUUGAUGACAUGGGUGCAGGAUCAGUUAGAUGAUGCCUCAUUGUUUCCAUCAAAAAGAGGAAUACCUUUUCCUAAGAAUUUUCUCUCAAUCGCCAAGACAAUUCUCCGGCGUCUUUUCAGAGUGUAUGCUCAUGUAUACCAUGAACAUUUUUUGGAUGUUCUGCAACUUGGUGAAGUUGCUCAUUUAAACACCUCUUUCAAGCACUUCAUUAUUUUUGUAAACGAGUUCAGCCUCAUUGAUAAGAGAGAACUCGCACCUUUGCAAGAGCUUUGCGACAAGUAUGUGAACAAAGAUGACUGAAACACUUCAAGAGCAGAGGCAUCCGCUUCAUAUUUAUCUUGCGAAGUGAUAUGUGCUAUGUGCUGAAUGUAAAGUCCGUCCAGUGUAUAUCUGUCAGGAGAUGUAUACAUCAAAUAAUUUUUGCAAUGUUAUAUUUGUAUGACUUUGAUAAAUUUAAAUAUUUUUACUGCCCUUAAAUUCAGCUUGAUUGUUUUGUAUGGCAGACUGAUUCUUUUUUAUUCUAUUGUGAAAUUUAAUUUUAUUGUUGAAACAUUAAUACAGUUUUAUAUGUAAUUUUAGUGUUAGUGAAAUAAUAAAUUUGCUGUUUAUUGUUAACAGUGUUUGUUUCAAUUAAACCUAUAUAAUUUAUUGUGUUUUUAACUCUUGCUGUACUGUGACAUGUGGCCAAAUCUCCUUUACCAUAUUUGUAAAACUAUUUUGUAAGUUUUGAUGAGCCCUUCCUAGUGCAUAAUCUUUUAUGUAAUAUGUAAGAGGCUUGUUGGUCACUCAUGUUUUUGUACUCCUGUACAACAGUGUAUCAAUUUUACUGUCUUGUGUGAAUAUCAAUUUACAAAUUGCAUUUUAAUUGGAGCAUUUCAGAAGAGAUAGAACAGACUACAUAAUGCGUUUCCUCAUGAGACCCUUACUUGCCAUUCCUGUUAAGAAGUUACAACCAUUUUGAAGCAUGUCUGUAUUAGGUAUUAGAAGGAACAGUUUUACCAUAAUCACCUAAUGUAAAUGUCUUAAAUAUACCGCGUUUAAAAUAAAGAUGCAUCAAUCCAGAA
Messenger RNA from Thrips palmi, 1787 nucleotides. Its product is annotated as MOB kinase activator 1B-like. The transcript has 7 exons. Gene Ontology annotation, cellular component: cytoplasm; nucleus. Gene Ontology annotation, molecular function: protein kinase activator activity. Lineage: Eukaryota; Metazoa; Arthropoda; Insecta; Thysanoptera; Thripidae. The record is from RefSeq and is a predicted model, not a curated record. Bases 157 to 1023 code for a protein of 288 amino acids. Gene Ontology annotation, biological process: positive regulation of protein phosphorylation; hippo signaling.